CUUCAAGGAGAGUUCCGAUCACAGUCGCAGCAUUCGACGAUCAACUAAAAAUGUUGAAUCAAAUACUUCUAAGUUGCAAUAUCAGAUCCCAGAAACAGUAGAUCUUUGUAGAUUUGACGUCUUUUCUGGUUGCGAUUUAACAACAUGUCCGCCGUCAGAGGCCUCAUUGGUCGACUCUGCUCCCUUUCUUUGGGUUCGAGAACAUCUUUUCAAAUUAGAGCAUUUAGUUCUGCGCCUUUAAUCGAUGAAAGUGGUAUCAUUGAGGAGAAGCUACGAAUUAUUGAAAAAACGCCUCGAGUUAUGACUCCGAAUUCGAAGAGAACAGGCGUUAUUGCUCUCAAAUGUGGUAUGACUGCAACAUGGGAUAAAUGGGGGGCUAGGAUUCCGAUUUCUGUGUUAUGGGUUGACGAUAAUAUUGUUUCUCAAGUGAAGACAGUCGAGAAAGAAGGGUUUUUUGCCCUGCAGGUUGGUUGCGGUCAGAAGAAGGAGAAACACUUGACGAAACCUGAAGUGGGUCAUUUUAGAGCUCAGGGAGUUCCUAUGAAAAGGAAGUUAAGAGAGUUUCCAGUGACAGAGGAUGGGCUUCUUCCUCUAGGAACUUCAAUAGGUGCUAGGCAUUUUGUCCCUGGUCAAUAUGUAGACAUCGCUGGUAUUACAAGAGGGAAAGGUUUUCAGGGUUGCAUGAAAAGACACAACUUCAGUGGAAUGCCUGCAAGUCAUGGAGCUUCAUUAUCACAUCGAAGUGGUGGUUCUACUGGUCAGAGAGAUGCUCCUGGAAGGGUAUUUAAAGGAAGAAAGAUGCCUGGAAGAAUGGGUGGGAAGCAACGAACAAUGAAGAAUGUUUGGGUGUAUAAAAUAGACCCAGCAAGGAACAUGAUAUGGGUUAGGGGCCAGGUUCCGGGUUCUGAAGGGAACUUUGUAUUUAUAAAAGAUGCAGUUUACAAAAAACCAGAUAUCUCCAUCCUUCCAUUUCCAACUUAUUUUGCUCCAGAAGAUGAGGAUCCAGAAGCAUUAGAACCUCUGAUUGCUGAUCUUGGGGAUGUUGAUCCAUUUAUGGCUGCUGAUUGAUUCAAUCUACGAUAAAUUCAUUUAACCCUCACUUAUUUUUCCCAGAUUUGUUAUAAUAGAUGGAACUAUUCUAGGAAGAGAUUAGAGAGAAAGAAGCAAAAGUUUCAAAAUUUUGUUCUCUCCAUCAUGCUUAUUGUUGUGAGAUAAUAAAAAGUGGUGAAAUACCAGAUUUUGUUUUGCCCUUUUCAA
Molecule: messenger RNA, 1257 nt
Organism: Impatiens glandulifera
Lineage: Eukaryota; Viridiplantae; Streptophyta; Magnoliopsida; Ericales; Balsaminaceae
Product: 50S ribosomal protein L3-2, mitochondrial-like
Exons: 5
Coding region: 145-1068 (307 amino acids)
Biological process (GO): translation
Cellular component (GO): ribosome; mitochondrial large ribosomal subunit
Molecular function (GO): structural constituent of ribosome
Source: RefSeq, a predicted model, not a curated record